AUAGUCUUGAUUUGUGGAAAAUCUCUGCUUUGCAUCUCAGGGGUGCAUCAAAGGGUUUCUAAACCCUUUGUCCAUGUUUAGAGAGUUCUGAAAGUUGACAACAAAAGCAGUAAAUUGAUUUGCACUUUAGAAGCCUUUGCAGAAGAAUUAAUUUAUUGGAGGUGCUGCCCAAGCAUUCAAAGAGGAGAAGAAAUUAAUCAGAUCUCAGCAGGAAGGAGCAGAUGUGGCCAAGGCUAAGACAGAAUCUGCUGUAGCCACGCCAUCGGGUCCUGUUGCAGAGACGUUCCGAGUUAUUCAAGGGGCAGUGACUGAAGAGUACGUGAGAAGUACUCAGGGCGUCUUUCAGUUUGAGCUAUCUGGCGAUGGUGGAGGCACUUGGUAUAUUGACCUGAAGACCAAGGGUGGGAGCGCUGGCUUCGGAAAGCCUCCUUUGACAGCUGAUGUGGUUAUGAGCAUGUCGAGUGCCGACUUUGUGAAGAUGUUCACAGGUGAGAAGUAAAUAUGAGCGUGGCAACACAUGACUAUCAGUGCCAGUACCCUGUAAUCUGAACUGUCUUCAACUGACUUCCCAACAGCCAAGUGCUGUUGAUCCUGUACAAUGGAGGACUGCCUUCACACCUCAUCCGAAAAUCUCUCCAAGCUGGUGAGCUGGGCCCACAGCCAUGGGACCAUCUGCAGCCUCAUCCCCAACCUCAAGCACCUCCUUUCCGAGGGGGCCCAUGGCAACCUGACUGCCAUGUGGGGCUGUAGUGCUGGCCAUGCCUACCACUGGCCCCUGGCUGCCACUUGCCGGGCCGGCUCCCAGGAGCGUGUCUGCUUUCAGGACAGCCGCAGCUUCAACUCGGACAGCCCCAGCAUGCUGGGGGUGCCAUCAGAGGCUCAGGCUAGCCCCCUGGAGCGCUACCCAGGCCGGCCAGGGAAGGCCAAGCUGGAUUGCACCCGCACUCGUGACUCCUGCGACUUCUCCUACUGCAGCGAGCCAUCAGAGCUGGGUGAGCCUGUGGAGGAGUACGAGGAUGAGGCCACCCUCUUCGACAUGGUCUGUGAGUCCUCUGUCACCGAUGAGGACAGUGACUUUGAGCCACACCUGCACCGUGCUCCCACCGGCCCCCGCAAGCGGCCGGCUGCUGCGGCCCAGGCACAGGCACAGCCCGCCGACGAGGGCGGCGGUGACGUGCUACUCAAGAAGAUCAAGCAGGAGCUCCCUGAGGACUACUAUAUAGUGGCCAACGCGGAGCUGACAGCUGGCGCUGAUGGGCCGGCCCUGGCCCUGACACAGAUGUCCAAGCCCAAGCCGCAGCCCCCAGCUGGGCCCUCCUGCCUGGGACCCACCAGAACCAUUCCCCAGCCGGCCGUGGGCCCCGACCCUGACCUGCAGCGCCCGUGCGCCUCUCCGCCUGGCCCGCCCCGCCUGGCCACGCAGCGGCCACUCCGGGGACCCCUGGCCUCCCCAGCGCGGGGGGCAGGCAGUGGCCCUGCGGCUGCCCUGCAGGUGCCAGCCACCAGCUCCAAUGCCAUCACCACUGCUGGGAAACCCAUCAGCAUCCCCCUCUCAGCCCUGCAGCUGCCUGGUCAGGAGGAGCCACCGGUGGCUGCUGAGGAGACCCUCCCGUCCAUCCCACAGCUGACCCUGGGUGGUGAGGUGGCCGGCUCGCCCUCAGUGGGUGCCGAGCCUGAGGUCAGCUCCAGCCAGCAGCAGCCCCAUGCAGUGCCCACCACCACCCCUGAGGCAGCAGCGCAGCUGAUGCCAGACCAGGAUGAGAGAGCAGCAGAGCUCAGCAGGGAGCAGAAUGAGAAGACCAUUCGCAGCACGCAGACAGCUCUCCGCAAUUUCCGAGAAUUCCUCAUUUCUAAGUACCCAUCUGAGACCCGUGAGAUCUAUGUCAUCCCCUGCAAAGAGCUUGAUGCCUAUCUUGCGUCGUUCUUUGUGGACGCCAGACAAAAGGAUGGGUCUGAAUAUGAGCCAAACAGUCUGGCCAACUAUCAGUGUGGACUGGAGCGGUAUCUCAAAGAGCACAGGUAUGGAUACAGUAUUACAAGGGAUAAGGAAUUCAAGAGGUCCCAGGAAGCUCUAAAGCAAAAGCAGAUAGAGCUGAGGUGUAAAGGCAAAGGAAACAAGCCACACAAAUCCAUGAAGCUCACUUUUGCUGAUGAGCUUAUCCUGCGCAAAAGAGGCUUAUUGAGCAGGUACAAUCCUGAAGGGCUUCUGAACCUAGUAUGGCUGAACAACACGAAGGCAUUUGGACACUGUACGGGUUUCCAUGGGUCCACCCUCAAGUGGGGAGACAUCCGGCUGCGGGUGACAGAGACUGGGUUGGAGUACCUGGAGUGGAUGGGGCCAGACAAUGGGGAUGUGAGUACCAAGAGCAAGAGAGGAGGGACAGACUCGCGGGUGUACGCCACGCAGCACUCCCCGCAGACCUGCCCCGUGCAGGACUACAAGGAGUACGCCCAGCGGCGCCCUCCGGCCAUGCGCUACGAGGAUGCACCUUUUUACCUGUCCAUCAAACCCGUUGUCAAUUUGGCUGCACUUCACUGGUACAAUUGCCAAGCCCUGGGGAAAAACAAGCUUGCCAAGAUGGUGAAGACAAUGUGUGAGAAAGGGAACAUCCCUGGCCGCAAGACUAACUUCAGUGUCUACCAGAGCUGCAGCACCCUCUCAGAAGCUCAGAGCAACCAGCUGGUGCUGAUCUGCAAUAACUUGAGCCAGCAGGCUGCCCAGUCCAUGGCAAGCCACUCCAAUACUGGCAACUUUAUAGUGUCAGCAUCCUAUGACUCGUCAUCUGACACGGCUUGAAAGAACACUGAACACUUUUUUCUUUUCCUUUUUGUUUCAAGCAUUGAAUUUGUGCUCAAUAAUACAUAUCAGCUGUGAUUGUACACUAUUCCCCCUCUCACCUCCCUCUCCAGUGUUAAUUCGCUUUAUAAGAAUAUAUAAACAUACAAUAUAUUUUUCUUUCUACAAAUAAGUCAACAGAAAUACUUUAGUAUUACUAACAGUAUUUAUAGUGUUAAGGCAAAAAUGAAAGGUACUUAUGGGUUAUAAUACGAAUGCAGAUUUUAGAAGGAUAAAAAUGGUUCUCAGGCAACACAAAAUAGACUGAAAAUACCAUUUUUA
Messenger RNA from Vidua macroura (Pin-tailed whydah), 3118 nucleotides. Its product is annotated as KIAA1958 ortholog. Lineage: Eukaryota; Metazoa; Chordata; Aves; Passeriformes; Viduidae. The record is from RefSeq and is a predicted model, not a curated record. The transcript has 4 exons. Bases 599 to 2797 code for a protein of 732 amino acids.